Messenger RNA from Vicia villosa (hairy vetch), 946 nucleotides. RefSeq lists its product as uncharacterized. The transcript has a single exon. NCBI's taxonomy places the organism in Eukaryota, Viridiplantae, Streptophyta, Magnoliopsida, Fabales, Fabaceae. The record is from RefSeq and is a predicted model, not a curated record. The coding region runs from base 219 to 863 and encodes 214 amino acids.
UCUGAUUAAAGAAUCUCCUCACCUCCCCUCCCCUUCUCUCCCCUCCAUUAAAAUUUCUCCCCUCAGCUCCCUUCAUUUGAACCAAACACACCCUAAGCGAUAAAAUUCUUUGAAAGUUUGGCCUACAAAGCGAGUAAGCAAGCAGCGUGGUCAAUGGCAUAAUUGAAACCAAAGAAAACCACAAGGCAAGACGAUAAAGAGCAUAGAGAGAAAGUAAAAUGGAAAAAUCAUGGAUUGCGGCGAUGUAUUUGGUCCUGGCUACGAUUUGCAGCACAACUGCUACUAACGAAUCGCCACCAUACACCGUCGUUCACACCGCGUCCGAUUUCGAGAUCAGACUCUACCAAACAUCCGUCUGGAUGUCCGCUCCCGCCCUAAACAUCAUCUCCUUCGAGAAAGCCACGUGGAACGGCUUCCACAGACUGUUCCAGUUCAUCCAAGGCGCCAAUCUCAAUUUCUCUCGAAUUCCGAUGACCGCUCCAGUAUUAACAACCAUGGUCCCCGGGGCCGGUCCUCUCGAAUCACAAGGCUACUAUAUUAGUUUCUAUUUGCCGCUGAAAUUCCAAGCUGAUCCACCGCUUCCACUUCCGGAACUCAAUAUCAAACCCUAUAAGUUUGAUACCCACUGCGUUGCUGUGAGAAGAUUCUCUGGAUUUGCGAAGGAUGAGAGGAUUGUUAAAGAAGCGGAGAAGCUGGAUUCGAGUUUGAGUAGGUCGCCAUGGGGGGAGUUGAAGAGUCAGCGCGGUUACUCGAUUGCGCAGUAUAAUUCUCCUUUAAAGAUUGCUAGACGGAGGAAUGAGGUUUGGGCGGAUGUUCAUGCUCCUGAACUGGGAUGCAACUUAGUUGGUGUUGCAGCAUAUUGAUCAUUGAUGUUCUGUUUUCAUAUGCUUAAAUGUUGAAUAUCAUUGUUCCGACUUUUCUGAAACAUGUAUAUGAAUUUGAUGUA